Messenger RNA from Penicillium taxi, 777 nucleotides. RefSeq names its product chitin deacetylase. Gene Ontology annotation, biological process: carbohydrate metabolic process. Gene Ontology annotation, molecular function: hydrolase activity, acting on carbon-nitrogen (but not peptide) bonds. The transcript has 3 exons. The coding region runs from base 1 to 777 and encodes 258 amino acids. NCBI's taxonomy places the organism in Eukaryota, Fungi, Ascomycota, Eurotiomycetes, Eurotiales, Aspergillaceae. The record is from RefSeq and is a predicted model, not a curated record.
AUGCACCUGCCUGUACCUACCUCAGUCUUUCUUUUGGGCACAGCAUCACUGGAAGUCGCUAUUCCUCAGCCCUGUACCUCCCAGUCCAUCCUUCAAGAGUCCGUCAACGUGACUCAGCUUUCCAAAGUCCCAUUUGGAUCCGUGAUCAACCACUGCACAGUUUCCGGAACAAUUGCCCUCACCUUCGACGACGGGCCGUGGAUAUACACAGCCCAGAUGCUAGACUUGCUGGCUGAGCACGGUGCACACGCAACCUUCUUCCUCAACGGUGCCAACAGAGGUCACAUCGACGCAUAUCCAGACCUGGUCAAGCGAGCUCUGAAUGAAGGGCACCAGCUCGGCUCUCAUACAUGGAGCCAUCCAUACCUCCCAAACCUCUCCAAAAAAGAAAUAGCAUCCCAAAUGACCGACCUUGAAUCUUCAUUCGAGCGCAUAAUCGGUCGCUCCCCAACCUACAUGCGCGCCCCUUACCUCCUAACCAACAAUGUUGUCCUGUCCACACUGAACGACUUGGGGUACCACGUUAUCGGCACGAGCAUCGACACUAAGGACUUUGAGAAUGAUCGUCCUGAUACAAACUGGCGCAGUUAUGAGAAGUUUUUGGCUGAGUUGAACGCUGGUGGGAAUAUCGUCCUCGCCCAUGAUACUUACCGGACUACUGUUGAGCUGCUUAUGUAUAAUAUGCUGGACGCUAUUGAGGUGCGUGGGCUUACUACUGUUACUGUUGGUGAGUGUCUAGGUGACCCUCCUGCAUUGUGGUAUCGUGAAUCGCGGUAA